Molecule: messenger RNA, 3141 nt
Organism: Sycon ciliatum
Lineage: Eukaryota; Metazoa; Porifera; Calcarea; Leucosolenida; Sycettidae
Product: mucin-17-like
Exons: 5
Coding region: 651-2687 (678 amino acids)
Molecular function (GO): protein binding
Source: RefSeq, a predicted model, not a curated record
UUCAAACUUGGCUUUCACCCACUGCCUCUCUCCCACUACUGCACUAGCUCCGAUCUGUCCCUAUGCCCUUUUCAGGGAAAUACUAGUAACUGGAGUUGAGUUUUGUGUCUGCUGAGAAGUGGCCAGCAAGGAAGCGACACAAAGACGGUGCAACAAAAGGUGCCCCUGUGUCCGUCUGGACGGUCAAUGCACCGAUCGGGAGUUGAGCGAGGAGAAGUACAACAAGGCUUGUCGACUUACCUGCUGCUAAAUUCUGGUGAUCGCGCUGACCAUCACGGAAAGUCGGAAGCACAACUACGCCAUUCCUGAGUGCGUGGAGCUGCUCUGUGAAAUGGUUGCCGUGCUAUCUGAAUUGAAAUUUGGAUCGCCUCAUCACUAGCAAUUAGAAGCACGCUAGACGACCUCAGUACUGUAGCAAGACUUGAAAGAGCGAGUAAGGAAGGGGCAGUCAACUACAUUUUCUACAUGAGUGACUUUGACCACACCAUACCGGUAUACCCGCAUUCUAAACUCCAAGCCGCGUAAGGUGUUGCUGCUACACUAGUAGCGAUCACGGAGGUGUUCAGUGAAUGAAAUUUGGAGCUUUAUUGCAGAUACUUGGCAGCUGUAUGCUGGACUGAGUGGGGCUGGUCUAUGAUCGUGCUUCAUUGAUGAGUAGGAUGCCGACAAUGCUGCUGGAAAACUAUCUUGGUCCAUUCAAUUGCAUGUGCAGCCGGUUAGAUCUGUUGAGUAUCACAUGGUUGCUAUCAGCGAUCGUAGUGGGUGGCCAGCAGCCUACUUUGCCCUCUUUGUGGCCACAGUUUCGCCAUGGCUUUGAUAGCAACGGCCUGUCCAGUUUGGUCGGCCCGAGUGGCUUGGCGCGCGGCAGUGUGGGCGUCAACUUCACCAUCAACCAUAGGAAGUUUGACGCUGGUGCAGAAGUGCAGUCCUCGGCCAGUGUGGAUGCAGACGGCACGGUGUAUGUGCUGACGGAUCACAGUACGUUGAUCGGUGUGCAGGCCCACUCCAUUGUCGUCACUGUGGAGCUGAGCAGGGAGCGACUCGCAACCUGCCACCAGGAAAUACCGCGGAACCAGACCCACUAUGGCACCGAGAUCACUGCGUCACCACUGGUUGUGGCACCAGGCUUUGUGAUGGUGUCCUCCGCUCAUGACCUGCGUAUGUACCUCAUCGACUGCAGGGACAAGGCCAAACCUAGAGUUGUGUGGCAGAAUACGGAUACGGCUGGAGUGUGCACUUCGGCCGUGCAUGGUUUUAACAACACAGUCAUAUACACAUCACAGAGCCUGUCCCGUGUCUAUGCAUAUGAUGUCACGACGUUGCCAUUCGACACAAAGCAGAACGCUACAUGGAGUGCCAGCUUACAGUCUGACUCGCACAAUAUCCAGGCAUCGGUGAGCGUGGCUUCAGACGAUGGAUCUAUCUACGUACCAGUGUAUCAUACUCCGAAGAGCCACCUGCUUCUCCUGCGCCGCAACGGCUCACGGCCCAACAUUGCCUGGGACCUGCAGGGCAUUCCUCUGACAUCACCAGCAGUCUGGGUGUGUGAAGUUGGUGAAACGUAUGACACCCCACGCCGUGACCAUAGGUACCAUUGUGACGGCAAGGAGAAUGUUGGCUUUGUCUACGCGGGUACUUCGUUUGGACUGGAGGGUUGCAACCGUGCUAAUACACGCCCGGAUGAAGCGCCAGUCUGGUUUGCUCGUGCUACAGAUCCUGUUGAUCUGGUGCAGUCCUCGCCGGCUGUGUCACUGAUUCACCAUGAUGGCAAGAAAUACGUCUAUGUCUACUGUGCAUGGAGCGAUGGGAAGCUGCGCGGCAUCGAUGGUAUUCGCGGUGAAAUACUGUGGACGAGUAAGCGACUUGGUACUAAGGAGCUUGUCUCCUCUCCAGCCGUGGAUGCCAAUGGAACAGUAUAUAUUGCGUCGCUAUCCCCAGCCACGCUGUAUGCGUUCAACGGUAGGACAGGGCAAGAGAUAUGGCACUACGACCUGGAAGGAACGGUGGUUGCUUCUCCGUCCAUUAUUGAUGACGAGUUGAUUGCCAUAUCUACGACUUCCAAGUCCGUCUUCUUGUUGUUUCUGAACGGAACGAGUCCUGCCACGACUGCUGCUCCCACCACCACACCGACGACAACUCCAACUACCACACCUACAACCACACCAACCACAGCACCAACCACCACUCCAACGACUACACCAACCACAACACCAACCACCACUCCAACGACUACACCAACCACCACACCAACAACUACACCUACAACCACACCAACUACAACACCAACCACCACUCCAACUACGACACCGACAACCACACCAACGACAACACCAACAACGACACCGACGGCUGUUCCAACGACAGCAGCCGUCACCACCAGCAACACAUCCCCAACAGCUAGCCCGGUGACAACGAGUGGACCAGCCCAGAGCGGUAGCAUAUCAUCAUCGGCAGCAGUGCCGACCACCUUGCCCCAGGCUAGCGGGCGCUUUGGUCCGCUGACUGAAUGGGAGUUCAUUGCGCUGUGCAUCGGUGGGUUCAUAGUGUUAGUUGCCAUGGUCACCAUUGUCUACUACAACUGUAUCCGCGAGAAGUCGGAGCUUACUGACUACGAACAGGCACCGCUGCGAGGAGGUACGUCAGUCCGGGCGCAUGUACCAACUUCAUACGAGUCCGUCAAUCUAUAGGCAGCAGAGAACUGGAGAAAAAGCUGGUCGAUGGUGUGAAUGAAAACAUGUUCAGGAUGCCGUGCACUUUAUUUGCUGUGAAGUCAUUGCUCUGAGGAUCUAAUAUGGAAUGCAUGCCCAUGGGACAAUCGACUCAAACUUGAGAAUUUAAAUGGUGGUGUUUCAAUGGAAGGGUAGCUAAUGAACGGUACAAGUUGUAUUUUGAAUACUAUUUUCCCACUUUAUACUGGAAACAGCAAUCAAACCUUCCCCUGUUAUGCCGCGGCACUAGCAGACAACUCGUAAUUUGUACCCAAGCACAUCAACAAUGCUGCUCCAGCUAUUUGCAUGGACGUAACCACAAGCCUGAUUAUUGCUGUUGAGCACAUUCCAGGAUUCCCCGGUGAUGACUUUAUAAAAAACUACAGUUCCUAUAAUAUCCUAUGCUGAGAGAAUUUUAAUUAUCAUAAUCUUA